Molecule: messenger RNA, 285 nt
Organism: Enterospora canceri
Lineage: Eukaryota; Fungi; Microsporidia; Enterocytozoonidae
Source: the annotation of a GenBank genome assembly
AUGAUCCGGGAAGUGGUACUGGAUUUGGUAAAAAAAGACCUGGAUAAGAACAGUCUCCUCUACAACGAUGCACUGAAAUACGGAUUGGAUCUGCUCGUUUACACGGCCAGCUGCGAUGCAGUCCACUCGAAGUACGGCCUAGUUCUUUUUGAGGAGGGUAUGACGUACAGGGAGAUUGUGGCGUAUCAACGCGUAUGCACUGGAAGCAACAAGAUGCUGAUACUUGCUGUGUAUCAGAAUAAUCGAAUUCACUACGUACAGGUUGAGAGACUCGUUGCAGAAUGA